This is a messenger RNA of Laccaria bicolor S238N-H82, 3084 nucleotides long. RefSeq lists its product as uncharacterized. Bases 1 to 3084 code for a protein of 1027 amino acids. Lineage: Eukaryota; Fungi; Basidiomycota; Agaricomycetes; Agaricales; Hydnangiaceae. The record is from RefSeq and is a predicted model, not a curated record. The transcript has 6 exons.
AUGUAUGCUACGUUCAGAGCAACUAGCAACCUGAAAGAAAGUUCGGAAGCACGCCUGCAGGCUCUAGGGAUUCACAUUCAAAUUUUCAGCCGUAUGUUAGGAACUCUUUACACCGAUGAGGAAGACCAACAUCUGGUUAAGUACCUCGCAACAUACACCCCUGGAACUGCAGGGCGAUGUGGUACCAAGCUAUACAAGGAUCUUGUUGACAAUCUUUCUACCAGACGAACUCCUUUCACCGAUGAAGAAAAUCAACAUCUGGUCAAGUACCUCGCAACAUACACCUUCGGAACUGUAGGGCGAUGUGGUAACAAGCUAUACAAGGAUCUUGUUGAUAAUAUAAAAAGUGGUCGUGGAGCGCCCGGCACACCUGGCAGUCAUGGCCUUUCUACCAGACGAACUCCUUUCACCGAUGAAGAAAACCAACAUCUGGUCAAGUACCUCGCAACAUACACCCCCGGAAUUGCAGGGCGAUGUGGUAACAAGCUAUACAAGAAUUUGGUUGAAAAUGUAGACGAAAAGUUGCCGUGGAGCAAGGAGCAUAGUUGGCAGUCAUGGCGUGAACGAUAUAGGAAAAAUCAGGAUCGGUUUAACCACCUUAUUCGGCUGUAUCAGAAGGAGAAGAACCUGCCAGAGGAACACCGUACGGUCCCACGAUCAUUCAAGCCGGAAACGGGACCAACGACCGCUUCCGAAGAGGAGGCAGAUGUCAAUGAGGAAGUUCAUCAACGUAAGCGCAAGCGGGUCUCAGAGACAGGGAAUGGGUCAGCCAAGCGGCCAAAGCACGAUCAGACGCCUUCUGUGACUCAUCCCGCCCGGAAACGUGCCAAUGCUCAAGCUGGCGCGGUCGUAGGUCCUUCCAAGCGUAGACAAUCUGCCCUUUCUUCUGGUCAGAAAGCGUCGUCCAGGACUGGACCAAUUGAUCAGGAGGCCAAGCGGCCUCCCACUUCUGGACACCCUCCCGCGGAAAAUACCGAUACUGAAGAAGAGGACGAAGCUUGGCCGGUUCAUUCUGGCGAUUAUAGCGAUGAGACUUUUACCGACCAGGAGCCCGAUGACGACGAAUCUGAGGUUGAUGCGAUGUUGACGGAUGACAUGGAUGAGGAUAUUUAUGAUCUACUUGAGCCGUCUGGUAGUCCGCACGAAGAUCAUGAGCUCGUCGACUCCGACUUGAAAACUUUGCCAUCUCCCAGUCCGACAACCGAAGAACUUGAUCUUUUUGGACGAUACGAUCCCCCGCAUUCGAGGCCAGCUUCUCCUGCGGAAUUUCCGAGACGGAGCAAACGACGACCUUUUUCGAUUCACCCUUCUCAAGAGCCCACUCCUCCAGUUUCAGGCACGGACGACUCCACGUUGACCAUACGCGCCCGCGUAUCUGCUAAGAAGCUGGCUGUGCUCAAGGAUCCAUUGAUCACGAAUCCCACCCACAAAAGCCAAUCCAAAGCAAGCAAACUUCGUCGACAGAACGUUGAUGACGACCCUUUUGAAACACCGCCACCCUCCCCUCAACCUGCUGCAAAACCAAAACGAGCACCCGUCUUGGUUCAGGGCAAUUUCAGAACAGUUUUCAAUUCGAGAGCUACAGGCGCCGGUUCCAACUCUGACAGCGUCGUGGAGGUUGUUGACACAAACAAGACAUGGGCGCCUCAACAGAAUAAAGGGGUUACUACCCGUUCGAGGACGUUGGUCAAACUCAAGAACGAAGCAAGUCCAGUGCAGAAGGUGGAUAAAGGAAAGGACAAGGACCAGAACAUAGACGCCGCCCCAUUGACCAACCAGCUCAAGCGUGCAGAGACGGUGGUUGAUGGCCUAGUCAAGGGCGGUGUAGAUGAGGAUCAUGCCAUGGAUGUCGACGAUGAGCCAGCCGACGGUGCUGCUUUAGUUGAUAAGGGUGUACAGCGCGAGCCUUGUGUUUCUCGCAUCCACCUCGCCGAAAAUGGCCAGUCGAACGACUGCAAUGGCAAGGGUCGAGCAGAAAUUGAGUCGGAGGAGCGUCCAAGCAAGGUGACGAAUGUCAACGUUGUGGUCAAUACAGAACAGGAUCAGACUUCAAUGACACCCGACCCGCCACCUAGACGUCGCCAGCCCGUUCAAGUCAAUGCUGUCGCAACUUCCUCUAAAGUGACGUUUGCGGACUUACCGAUGAAUUCAUCUCCCCAGUUGCCCUAUGAAUAUGGCUCUCUGGACGUUGAACCCCUUUCCCCUCGCUCUUCCACACCUUUAAACACGUCCCGACGUCAAUCGCGUUGCUCUGUUCCUAUUGCGGGAUCAUUAUCCCCUGAAGAGCUUGAAGUUGUAUAUAAAUUCGGUGUGAGAGGAGUCUUGGAGAAGAUGGCAGCGGAUUUAGGGUUCGCGUACAAGCCAGUCCGACUUAUCUUCGAGCAAACCAAGUCCUUCAGUAAGACUUUAGUUGUGCUGCGUCGUAUCAUGGAAGCGGGUAACAACGUUGGGAAUGAGAUGUUGGCAGAGCUAGCUUUGGAGGACGAUGAGGCAGAAGAUGAUGAUGAGGCUAACCAGUCUCACAUCCUAGAUGGUCUUUUUUUCGAUACUCGCCACAAGCCUGAAGUGAAACGAUCCAGCUUGAAUGCCAAUCCUUUCCUUGACGAUGGUCAAAUUUCGGAGUAUUCACCUUCUACAAAGUCUCGUGCCGAGUUUUCUAGGCUUGUGAAACAGGAACGAGAGGAGGAUGCUCUCAGCAGAGAACGACAGCGGAGUGGGCGUCUUCCGCGCAAUUCAUCACCCUCGACACAACCUCCUACACCAUCUCCCCUACCUACCCUGCACCCAAAGGCCGAGCCCGGUGAUCUCACAUCAGAUACCCGAAAAUUGAGCGAAGAAGAAAUGUAUGAUCUCUUUGGCGGACCAUUGUCUCAAUCGACAGUCGAGGAUAGCCAAAGCCAAAUUCAGCCUGAACGUCGUCUUCGGGAACUCAAAGCUGAGUUCAAACGACUCGCCAUGACCGUCACGGCCCAUGAUACCACUGCUUUUGAGUACGAGCAGAAGCUGGAUCCACACGUACUGAGGGCCUGGACAUUGGAAUUGAUUCUUGAAAGGACAGUGCCUCCAUUAAAAUCUUCGCCAUAA